AUGUCAUCUGUGUGUUGUAUUCUAUCUGAGUAUUUUAUAUCUGUUGAGCAUGCGGACUGUGACAAUGCCUUUUUUUAUCUGAAGAGUGGUAAUGCGGACAAUCUCUCUGGCGCUUAUCUCUUCCUACCUGAUGGAGAAGCAAAGGAAAUUCCGGCGGUAGAACAGGACUUUGUGUUCCCCAGUAGUUUUAUGCACAUAAUGUUGAUUACAUUCAUACGACGGAGAAUCUCGAAAUUAAAUGGAAAAGAUGAGAACGUCGUUGAUGGACCCAUUAUGAAGAGGAGUUACGUGGCUGGCCCACCAGAUCUGGAAAUUUUGCAUGUAUAUUCCAUAGCGCAGGGCUCACCAUCUAUAGAGAUCACCAAUGAAGUCGAUAUAAGAUCUAAAACUAACUACGAGCUGGCAAUGCGCUUGGAAACAAGUGUUGAGAGUGGAGAUGAUUUAUUUACAGAUUUAAAUGGUCUUCAGUACUUUCCGGCUGAUCAAUUUCGCUAUUAUCACCUAUUACAGUUGAUUCGACGAAAACGAAUGCUUGAUAAGCUGCCACUCCAAGCACAUUUCUAUCCAAUGCCAGCCUCUGCUCACAUUGAGGAUUCUACCACAAGAUUGUCUCUUUUAGGAAAUCAGGCUUUAGGGGUGGCUAGCCUUAAGUCAGGCCAGUUGGAGGUAGUCUUGGAUAGACGAUUGGCUCAAGAUGAUGGAAGGGGAGUGGAGCAGGUAGUCUUGGAUAGACGACUGGCUCAAGAUGAUGGAAGAGGAGUGGAGCAGGGUGUUUUGGACAAUCAUCGCACAUUAUCACGAUUCCGUCUACUUGUUGAACCACUCUCGCCAGCUAAUGAUGUGAACUUAGACGAAGAAAGAAUUGGAUUCUAUUCUGUAGUAGGCUUGGCUCAAAGCAUGGAACUGCAUUAUCCAACUCUAAGAAUGAUAUCAAAA
Messenger RNA from Strongylus vulgaris, 936 nucleotides. The record is from the annotation of a GenBank genome assembly. Lineage: Eukaryota; Metazoa; Nematoda; Chromadorea; Rhabditida; Strongylidae.